AACUUAGAAUGCAGAUGGAUUCUAUUUGACAACGCUUGAAAAAACUCCCAGCAUGAGUUUUGCUAUCAUUGAUCUGAUUAAUACAAUUUGUCGGCUUACAAUGGAUGGUUUGAAUAUAUAAAAAAGCGCUAAAUUAAGCGCCCCCUUCGGGUUCUGGAAUCGAAUAACAGUUCGUCUGACUGCCAAACCGUGUCGUUUCUUGAACGAAAACGAAACUAACCAAAGUUUUGAGCUUGCGUUGAUAGCGGCAAAGCAUUGAGCGGUUAAAAGGAGAUUUAAAAGCCUGUGUUUGUUAAUUGUGUAUUCGAAAUGAACAAAUUUGGAAAGCUUAACCCGUCUAUAGACAUCAUACCACUGCAAGGCUCGUCAAGUAGUGGAGACAAAGGCAAAGGAAUAGAUAAACCGAAAAUCAUUGACGAGGUCCAGCGAUCAGUUCAGAGGGACCCGGUAAUCGUAUCUCGAGUUUAUUCGUACCUGCUUGACAAUGAAGACAAGACAUAUAUAGAUGUGAAUGAAAUAGCUGACCAAUUGCAGAAGAAUUAUCGGCAGUAUCGCACAAAGAAACGCAGUGCUUUCAGAGCAGUGGUCCGCAGAGCUUACAAUGAGAUUGUAGAUAGUUUGUCCAAGAAACUUGACGGUUCUCGUGAUGAUCUCUGGAAUGAAGAGGAUGAAGAUGACGAGGAUGAAGUUGACUUGGAACGGGAUGUACCAAAUGAUAUAUUGAACAGUCAGCUGUUGAAGAUGUACAAAAAAAAUUUGGAUGGUCAAAAUGGUAAUUCGAGUGACAAAGAAUUGAUAGACAUUAGUAGUGAUGACGAACAAAGUAAAACAGAAGAAACAUCUUUUGAACGUGCUAAGCACUCUAAAGAAUGUCAAUAUGACGAAGACCCUAUAGAUUCGAAAAAAAUUAAAGCGACUAUGGAGUCUAAAGGAUCUGAGGAACUAAAAGAGGCAAAUGAGUCGAGCGAUUCAUAUAAAGAAGUCAAGAAGAAUCUCAUACAUUCUAAGCAGCAACUGUCCAGUAUCCCUAGAUCUAUUUCUUCAGUAUCAGAUCAAGCUACACCAAGUACCCAGUCGAUUGAAAGACCCCUGGAAUCGCCGAAAACAGAGAGAGUUUCAAAGAAACGGAAAAUUGAGAGUGAUAGCAGAGGUGGAGCUGAGGCAGCAACGCCUGCAAAGAAAAAACGUGAUAUUUCAGAACCCAAAGUACGGUUUGCUGAUAUUGGUGGAAAUACAAAAGUACUAGAAGAAGUUUGCAAGCUUUUGAUUCACAUGAAACAUCCCGAGGUUUUCAAGCAACUGGGGAUAUCCCCACCCAGGGGAUUUUUAUUGCAUGGUCCACCAGGAUGUGGUAAAACACUUUUAGCACACGCUAUUGCUGGGGAAUUGGCAGUGCCAUUGAUAAAAGUGGCUGCUCCAGAAUUAGUAGCAGGUGUUUCUGGAGAGAGCGAGUCGCGAAUCAGGGAGUUAUUUGAGCAAGCUAUUGCAGUGGCACCCUGCGUUCUUUUCAUUGAUGAAGUUGAUGCCGUAGCACCGCACAGAGCUACAGCACAGCGGGAAAUGGAACGACGAAUUGUUGCGCAGUUACUUGCAUGCCUCGACGACUUGGGUUCAAAAGAAAAUGGUGAUCGUGUGCUGGUGUUGGGAGCGACAAAUAGACCAGAUUCCCUAGAUCCAGCUCUAAGGAGAGCCGGCCGAUUCGAUCGUGAGGUAUCACUGGGUAUUCCUGACAGGGAAGCAAGAGCUGGUAUUUUAGCCGUGCUAGCGACGAAGUUGGCUCUUGCGCCUGAUGUCAGUUUAACCAGGCUAGCUGCACUAACCCCAGGUUUCGUUGGCGCUGAUCUAGUUGCUCUGAUCAGAGAAGCAGCUAUAGCAGCUGUUAACAGGGUUUUCGGGGAUUUGAAGAAAAAGACGGCAGACGAGCCAAAAGCGAUUAACUCAGAGGAACAGCAAGAAGGUGAGAAAAUCGACGCUGCUAUUGAGAUUUCCGAACCCGACUUGAGUAUUGAGGCUAUACCGAAUGGUGAAGUAAGCACCUGUAAAAACCCCGCCACAUCAGAGCUUAUAGUUCCAAGUGAACCAAAUAUACCGAUGCCAAAUGAACUAGAGUCACAGGUCUUCGAACCUGCUGCAGAAAUAAACACAAUCACUGCAACUUCCAAAUCUGCAGAGUUGACAGAUCUAAUGACAUGGCUGCACGACCAACCACCACUAUCGGAAGAGUAUCUCAAAGAAUUGUACAUCGAACAUCGUGAUUUCGAAGUUGCUCUUACUGUUGUUCAGCCAUCAGCAAAGCGAGAAGGAUUUGCUACUGUUCCUGAUGUAACAUGGAGCGACAUUGGCUCAUUGCAAAAUAUUCGCCAGGAGUUACAAAUGUCUAUACUAGCACCUGUCAGGCACUCAGAAAAGUGUGCAAAACUCGGGCUCACGACGCCAACUGGUGUUUUAUUAUGUGGUCCUCCCGGGUGUGGUAAAACCUUGUUAGCUAAAGCGAUUGCUAAUGAGGCCGGAAUAAACUUCAUUUCCGUCAAAGGUCCAGAGCUAUUGAACAUGUAUGUUGGCGAAAGUGAGAAAGCUGUGCGCCAGUGUUUCAUUAGGGCCAGAAAUUCUGCUCCUUGUGUUAUAUUUUUUGAUGAAUUGGAUGCUCUGUGUCCAAAAAGAUCAGAAGGCGAUAGUUCAGCAACUUCAAGAGUCGUUAAUCAAAUGUUAACCGAAAUGGAUGGGGUUGAAGGAAGACGUGGUGUGUUUCUCAUGGCUGCCAGUAAUCGCCCAGAUAUCAUAGAUCCCGCUGUACUAAGACCUGGAAGACUCGACAGAAUAUUAUAUGUGGGAUUACCCAGUCCGGCUGAUCGUGUGGAUAUUCUGAGGGCUUUGACAAAGAAUGGGACUAAACCAAAACUUGCGACAGACGUGGAUCUUCUUCGUAUAGGGUUCAGUGAGAAAUGUCAUGGAUAUUCCGGAGCAGACUUAGCAGCUUUGGUUAGAGAGGCAGGUCUUGAAGCAUUGAAGGAAUUAAUUUCUGGAUAUCAAGGACCCAUAGAAGUUGCGACGAGGCAUGUUGCAGCCGCAUUAGAGAAGAUACGGCCGUCAGUUCAAGAAAAAGAUGUAAAACAUUACGAAAAGUUGCGGAAAAUAUACUCGCCAGUGAAGGAGCCGGAUGUUACACCAAUGGAAACGCCUAUUGAUGCGCAGUUGGUUGACCCAACCAUGGAAGCGAUGGAAACGUGAAUAUAUUGACAACCAUUCUCCAAUUUAUUUCAUAUAAACUUUUCACGUAUUUUAAUCACAAUCCUUAUCGAAAGCUUUGGAAAUAUCAAGCUAUGACUUACUCCAAAGUGGUGUUAUCGAAUGUUCAUUCAUUCUGAGAUUGUUAUCAAAGACGUUAGUUGUGAAAAUCGAAUAACUUUGGUAAUUCGCAGAUUUCACUUUCCAGGACAAUUUUAUUAUUUUAUAAGUCACAGAACUAGGUAUGUAUAUCAGUUCUCAUUACAUUUUCGUUCCAAACUGAAUAUUGCACUAAUUGUUAGAGCGUGAAGUAGAGAUGUGUUGUUUUAAUCGUAGCAUGAGAGCUGGAGUCCCACAUAAGUUCAAAUCAUUUUAUAGCGAAACUUGAGCACUCACGGAAAAAUUCAAUGUCAAUUUUUCAAGCUGAGAGAUCACGUACAAGUUUGAUCGAUGAAACUUUUUUUUCCAGUUGUAUAAAAUGAUCCCCAUUUUGAUUCAGUUUUCUAGAUUUUUCCCAUUACUGUAGCAACUUCUCUAACUUCAUUGUCACGCAACAUUCGGAAAGAUUUAAUAUUAGCCGUUAAAACGAACUUCGAAAUCAAAGAACUGAAAUACUUGUAGUACAUAUACACAACUCACAACUUAUGUAAUGAAUAUCGUUGAUAUGCAAGAUUUUAUGUUUUUGAUCUCUGAAAAAAGCCAUAGCGUGUGCAUUACAUUGUAUGUAUAGAAUAUUGGAAGAACUUAUUUUUGUAACUUGAUGUAUUAUUUUGUUUUAUGUUUCUCAUCACAUUAAAGGUCUUACCAAGUUCGACAGGUCGGUAUUCAUUCGCAAUUCCAAGCUAUACAUUAUCCGCGUAUUUAUCCUUCACGUACUCCGUAAAUAUCUUGACCAUCGUAUCAGCUUGUUGGACAACUUCAUGUAAUCUUGUCGGUGGAAGUUCAAAGUGAGAUCCAAAAUCUUCAAGUUCUAUGCAGUAGACUAGGGGCACUCCAGCCUUUUCCAUAGACCAAUCGUCGCUGCCACCAGAAGCAGCGU
Athalia rosae (coleseed sawfly) is the source of this 4264-nucleotide messenger RNA. RefSeq names its product nuclear valosin-containing protein-like (gene smid). Lineage: Eukaryota; Metazoa; Arthropoda; Insecta; Hymenoptera; Athaliidae. Bases 310 to 3228 code for a protein of 972 amino acids. Gene Ontology annotation, cellular component: nucleus. The transcript has 5 exons. Gene Ontology annotation, biological process: ribosome biogenesis. Gene Ontology annotation, molecular function: RNA binding; preribosome binding; ATP binding. The record is from RefSeq and is a predicted model, not a curated record.